CUUGCAAGGCGUCACCUUGCCAAGCAGCCUGCAAAUUUUGACCUUCGGCUGGAAGUUCAACCGGAGCUUGGAAGGUGUCACCUUGCCAAGCAGCCUGCAGACUUUUACCUUUGGCUAUUCGUUCAACCAGAGCUUGCAAGGUGCCACCUUGCCAAGCAGCCUGCAGAUUUUGACCUUUGGCUAUUCAUUCAACCAGAGCUUGGAAGGUGUGACCUUGCCAAACAGCGUGCAGACAUUGACCUUCGGCGGUCAGUUCAACCAGAGCUUGGAAGGUGUGACCUUGCCAAACAGCCUGCAGACUUUGACCUUCGGCGGUCAGUUCAACCAGAGCUUGGAAGGUGUGACCUUGCCAAACAGCCUGCAGACUUUGACCUUCGGCACGAAGUUUAACCAGAGCUUGGAAGGUGUCACCUUGCCAAGCGGCCUGCAGAGUUUGAAGGUUUGUUCUGGCUUCGAUGCAAGAUACUUGGGCGACAUCACAUUGCCAUGCAGCUUGCGUCAGUUUGAGUGUGAGGAUCUUGAAAUUUGUGUUCAUUGCUCUGAUUUUUGA
Molecule: messenger RNA, 550 nt
Organism: Durusdinium trenchii
Lineage: Eukaryota; Dinophyceae; Suessiales; Symbiodiniaceae
Source: the annotation of a GenBank genome assembly